Molecule: messenger RNA, 3878 nt
Organism: Pristis pectinata (smalltooth sawfish)
Lineage: Eukaryota; Metazoa; Chordata; Chondrichthyes; Rhinopristiformes; Pristidae
Product: proteolipid protein DM gamma
Exons: 7
Coding region: 321-1121 (266 amino acids)
Biological process (GO): axon development; central nervous system myelination
Cellular component (GO): myelin sheath; plasma membrane
Molecular function (GO): structural constituent of myelin sheath
Source: RefSeq, a predicted model, not a curated record
GUGUGUUUAAGAGGAGAGUCAGAAAUGUACUUUUAAACUUUAACUGGGCAGGAACUUGAGCAGAAUUUUAAUUCAGCAGUGCCGGUUUGCAAGUGGAGCCCUCUGUGACGUAUGUGAGACCAGUCACUGGCAGGGAUCUUCAUGGACCAGUAAGUUGAGUAAAAUCGGAUCUGACAAGACCUCUGCAUCUCUGGAAAGGACAGCGUUUACAAAAAGCAGCACUGCACAGCUCAAUCACUGUUGCCGUGUGAGUUGAGGGUGAAAAAGGAAACAAAGAGACAGCGGGAAGUGUUGUCUCUGAAUUUGUCUUUGUGUCUAGAAUGAAGCCGGCCUUGGAAACUACAACCCCCGAAGACAAUCGUGAACUAAGCCAAGAAAGCAAAGGUUGCUUUGAGUGCUGCAUCAAGUGCCUCGGGGGAGUUCCAUAUGCAUCGCUGGUGGCAACGAUCUUGUGUUUCUCUGGCGUGGCGUUGUUCUGUGGCUGUGGCCAUGUGGCCCUUACGAAGGUGGAGAGGAUUGUGCACUUGUACUUCUCCAACAACCCCAGCGACCAUGUCUUACUGAUUGACGUGAUCCAAAUGAUGCAGUAUGUCAUCUAUGGAGUUGCCUCCUUCUUCUUCCUGUAUGGGAUAAUCCUCCUGGCAGAAGGAUUUUACACCUCAAGCGCUGUCAAAGAAAUCCAUGGCGAGUUCAAAACAACUGUGUGUGGACGCUGCAUCAGUGGAAUGUUUGUUUUUCUGACCUACUUGUUGGGAAUAGCCUGGCUGGGAGUCUUUGGCUUUUCUGCUGUCCCAGUCUUUAUUUAUUACAACAUGUGGUCGGCCUGUCAGACCAUCAGCUCCCCACCGGCGAACCUGACAACAGGGAUUGACGAGAUCUGCGUGGAUGUCCGACAGUUUGGUAUUAUACCCUGGAAUGCUCAGCCUGGCAAAGCUUGUGGUUCAGACUUGACCGCCAUCUGCAACACAUCUGAGUUUGAUUUGUCCUAUCAUCUGUUCAUCGUAGCUUGUGCUGGAGCUGGUGCGACUGUCAUUGCACUGCUCAUCUACAUGAUGGCUACCACAUAUAACUUUGCUGUUUUGAAGUUUAAGAGUCGAGAAGACUGCUGCACAAAAUUCUAAGUUGCUAUAGAAGCAGUAUACAGAGCUCUACGAGCCGCACUGAGUAGCUUGAACUACCACUGACACCAUGGACUAAAACAGAAUUUAUUAAUCUGCAUUUUGCAAAUGAAAAUUUGUACAUAGCAUAAGAAAGCUUCAUUUAGUAUCAACUCACUUAAAGCACUCUUUUUAGUUUCUUAUUUGAACUAACAUGGCCAUCAUGAAAAUGUAAGAUCUGGCUAUUUUUAUUUUCUAAUAUGGGGAUAAAUGCAGGUAAAGUCACCAAUGGCUGAAGAAAUAGUGAGGAAAGAAAAUAAUACAAAUGGUUGUCCCAAUUGGUCCUAAAUUUAUUGUUCCAAGGUCCACCUAGGAGCCAACAAUUGCUUUUCUCUGAUAUUUAAUAGAUCAACUGGCUUCGUUCAGCCAAUUUGCCAAUACCGAGCAAGUUUCCUGACAAAUAAACAUAAUUUUAAAAAAAGGUUAAAAAUGAAACCAAAUGGCAGAUAAUAGUUCUAUGCACUUGUAUAUCAGUGCUAAUUUGGUUACAUCAUAAAGGAGUAUAUCAGAAUAGAUGAGAUCACCAGUAUAGUUUGAGCUUUGAAACAUCUGGAGUACCAGUCUAUGAGAGAGUAGUUUUAAAUCUUGCAUUCAAAUGUCUGUGUUUUAUAACCUAUGUUUCAGAAAUUUGACUGGAGCUAGACAAACUGUGUAGAGUAUACUGUUUAAUAUUCAUUGGAUAAAAUAAAAACAGAAAAUGCUGGAAUAUACUCAGCAAGUUAAGUAGCAUCUGAGAACAUCCACAGCAUUUUGCUUUGCACAAUUGGCAACUGAUUUUUGAACAAUCAGUGUCACUCAACAGACAGGGAAAGGUUAUACAUUAUGGCCUGGUCCCAAACUAUUCAUUGACUUACAGAUCUGCUAUAGAUUUAUGUCUCCCUCAGUUAUUGGUUAGUUAUGAAUACAAAAGUUUUUCAGUUAUAAUCAAUAUAAAAUAGAACUCUUGUUACAAAGAGCAUUCGUGAUUAUUGGUAAUUAAAUCAAAAAGAUGCUCCUGAAUUCAAAUCCUGUGUAGAAGAGUCAGUAUUGCAAUAAAUUACUUUCUAUAAAGCCUUUUUACAAUCUUAAUCCAACUCCUGUUAUCAGAACUCUCACAGAUCCACUUUGUCUUGUGCUACAAGUUCUUUUCAUGAGUUUUGCCUGAAUUACAGCAAUUAGUCUUUGCCACUGGUCCACUAACUGGAACCUAUAUUUGCAAAGGUUUGCCCGCUCUGGAAAUUCAGGUGACUAAUAAUUUCGAAUUUCUAAUUGGAUUAUAGCACUAUAUUUGACAUCAAGGAUACAAAAUAACAAAAUCAACUUGGGAAGUAUAAUUAAAAAUGCUGAAAUUUUAGUUGUCACAAGACUUUUUCAGCUUUAAAUGAUAAAUUUGGGUUUGGGACACAAUGCACUCUUUUGAUUAAUCUUUUCUCCAUAUCAUUCCCACUGUAACAUUUUCGUUUUUUGCGUCUUACACUGUCCCAAUGAAACUCUUGAGCAACAGCACCACCUCAUCUGACUAGCAAUGUUUAAAAAUUUCAGAUGGUUAGCAGUUCUAGCUUCUACGUGUUGUUUCCAGCUAAUCAUAGUUUUAUUUUCAUGGUAAUUUCAUAUGAUUUUUCAGCUUCAACUUGCAUUUCCUCCAGAUCUAUCUUUUGUUGUUUGCUAAUCCCUUUACCACCAUCUCUCACUCUAACUUGCAAAAGGAGUGAUCAUAAUUUGUCUUCCACCCUAUCAUACAGACCCAUCCCUUCUGACAUACCCCCUCCAUUUCUCUCUCAUUUAAAAUUCAUUUGAUCUCUAACUUUUCCCAGUUAUGACGCAAGGUGUUUGACCUGAAAUAUUAACUGUUUUUCACUCCACAGAUGCUGCCUGACAUGCUGAGUAUUCCAUCACUUGGUUUUAUUUCUGUUUCAGUAGUUUAGUUUGCAUUGGAUGGUAGUUUAAAACCACAGAAAUGUCUAAGUUGUUCAUGUAAAAGGCUUCAUGUUAGGGACAUAUAUAACAAAAAUCAACAUUAUAAAACUAGGUACUUCCCUCUCAAAAAAAACCUGAAGAAAGUACUUUAUGUUGCAACAGAGCAGCUUUAAAAAUUACAUUGAGAUAAAGUACAGUAAGUUCUUUUUGAAAUAUUGAACAACAGCAAAUGAUUAGUCAAAGACAAUAAAACAGCCUUGGUCCUGGAAAUAGACUCUUUGAAUAGCCAGAUCGUACAUCUUACAGAAGGCAAAGAUGUUUUGGUUGUUGGAACACAGAGAAGGUGAGAAAUAGAUUGCUUGGUUUAAAAAAAACUGCUUGGAAUGUAGGCUCUCUCACCCAUCCUUGCCCCCCAUCCCUCUUCUUCCUACAAGUAGGGUUCUUCAUUGUGAUGCUGGGAAUACACCAAUUUGAAGCUUAGUAAGAGAUUAAGAAUGACUACAUUAAAUACUAAUAGAAUUUUCCCCUGCAGUUACAGUGUUGGCAGCCAAGAGGUAGUUAAUUGUAUCUUGUAAUUAAGUGUAACACUUGCCUUUGCCAGACAUCUUUUUAAAAUCUUCAAAUGUGCCAUUAUAAUAUUUGUUAACCUCAAACUGCAUGCUUUACACUUGUUUUUUAGUUACCUUUUGUUACAAAAAUUCCCACUUUUUGGCAUUAUUUAAUUUUCUUAAUACAGUAUUUUGAAAUUGUAUGUAUAGACACUUUAUUGACUUUCAGUCAUUUUUUUCUUCAUAUACUCAAAAUAAACAUGCUUUCUUUACAAAA